Messenger RNA from Oncorhynchus tshawytscha (Chinook salmon), 1509 nucleotides. RefSeq names its product ripply transcriptional repressor 1 (gene ripply1). The transcript has 4 exons. Gene Ontology annotation, cellular component: nucleus. Gene Ontology annotation, biological process: embryonic pattern specification; negative regulation of transcription by RNA polymerase II. Bases 242 to 709 code for a protein of 155 amino acids. The record is from RefSeq and is a predicted model, not a curated record. NCBI's taxonomy places the organism in Eukaryota, Metazoa, Chordata, Actinopteri, Salmoniformes, Salmonidae.
CAUUUGGCAGGUCAACUCCUCCCACACCCCCUCCAGAUCUAGAGGUCUUUAUAAACCGCGGGCGUAGUGGCCAGUUGGACAUCCAUCUAUACUCCUUCUCAGUGUAGCCGUUCCACGGGACAGAAGCGCACCAAUAGAGGCUCGCCGCCUAUUUAACCCAUACCAGAGCAGAUAUCGCCGCGUUUACCGCAAAGGGAAUAUCGUUAUUCAGUAUAGUAUACAAGGGAUACCAGCUACAGAAAUGAGUACCGCAUGUCUGAUCGUCAAACAGACGCCCUUCGUUGUUGCUCCGCGCCCGGUAGGGAUGGACCCUCGUCCGCAGACAAAUGACAGAUAUGAUUCACUAUGGAGACCUUGGCUCACAACCAAGAAGGAUAUGCAAAGGGAAUGCCAGAGAAGCAUACAGUCAUGUCCUUACUCCAGACCUACAGACUCCACCCCUGCAGCUCCAGGUCUCUUCCCAUUCAAUGGGAAGUCCCAGUCCUUCCAGCACCCUGUCAGACUUUUCUGGCCCAAGUCCAAGUCGUUUGACUACCUGUACAGCGACGGAGAGGCUCUCCUGAGGAACUUCCCUGUCCAGGCCACCAUCAGCUUCUACGAGGAGUCAGACAGCGAGGAUGACGAGGAGGACGAGGAGUGGGAAGAAGAAAUGUACAGCGAGGAAAAGGAGUACCUCAAGCGUCAGUCCCACUACACCAGCUACAACUGAAGUCUAGAGGGUUUCCAUUUGGAACAGAUGGAACAUGGUGAUAUUCCAUAAUAUCUCUUUGUGGUACCACAGAAAAUGAUGUCUGGAAGGAGACACCUCUGGCGAGACACCUCUGGUGAGACACCUGGAAGAACCUAUAUAACUGGAGCUGUCUUCACAGUCAGAAUCCAUUCUUAUUCUAUGAAUGGAAUAACCACUGUCAGUCAGAGUCAUAGACUUGUCCUACAGGAGCACAGAACGAUCCAACAAACCAUUUAUGUCACAUAUUCAGUAGUACACAGCAUGCCGAGCACAGAGAAGGGAUUGUAAUGUCUUAAGUAUUCUAGAUUGUUUAUCUUACCUCCAUGAAAGCAAAGAAGCCUAAGUUAAAUGUGAAUUGUGGAGCCUGUUUCAACUGGUAUCUUGUAUUGCCACUAUGUUGGCAUAGGCUCUGUCAAGCAAAGAGUUACAUGUAUUUCUGUAGCAAUACAUAGUAAUGGAAAGUUGCAAAAAGUAAUGUAUGCAGUCUUGCUCUAGUACCAUAUAUUAGUCUUCCUCUGGGGCAGUGGAAUGUAUGCAAGGGAUUGUAUAACUACAUACAUUAAAUCCCACAUUGGGAUAGUUUAUCUCAGGGUCUGUACCUUGUUUGUGUAUAAAAAAAGUAUCUAUUUGCGUUUUAUUUACAUAUCUAAUUUAUGAUGUACAAUUGUAUAUAGAUACAUACAGUAUAUGUUUAUAUAUUUCCUAUUUUUCAACUUUUUUGUAUAUUGUCCAUCGAAAACACUGUCUAAACAACAGCGGUUAAAAUAAAAACCUAUUUU